Messenger RNA from Colletotrichum higginsianum IMI 349063, 1290 nucleotides. RefSeq names its product 3-oxoacyl-[acyl-carrier-protein] synthase. The transcript has 3 exons. Gene Ontology annotation, molecular function: 3-oxoacyl-[acyl-carrier-protein] synthase activity. Lineage: Eukaryota; Fungi; Ascomycota; Sordariomycetes; Glomerellales; Glomerellaceae. Bases 1 to 1290 code for a protein of 429 amino acids. Gene Ontology annotation, biological process: fatty acid biosynthetic process. The record is from RefSeq and is a predicted model, not a curated record.
AUGCGACGAGUUGUCGUGACAGGGCUCGGUGCCAUCUCACCCUUCGGCGUCGGCGUGCGCAACACAUGGAAUCGUCUGUUAGCCGGAGAGUCUGCCAUCACCAGCGUGGCCAAUUUGGAACCGCGAACCCGCUGGAAAGAUCUGACGAGCACCGUUGCUGGCGUAGUCCCCAGCCAUGGCCCAGGUCCGGAACAGUGGCGGCCCGGCGACUGGCUGGAUGCCACGGAACAGCGUCGCAUGUCCAAGUUUGCCCAGUAUGCCGUGGCUUGUGCUGAGAUGGCGAUGAAAGAUGCCGGCUGGCAGCCGCAGAGCCAAGACGAUCUGGAAACGACGGGCGUCUGUCUUGGCAGCGGUAUCGGGAAUCUCGAGGAGAUUUACGAGGCAAGCUUGGCGUUCAAUCAACAAGGCUACAAGAAGGUUUCGCCGCUGUUCGUCCCCAAGAUCCUCAUCAACUUGGCCGCUGGUCAUGUCUCGAUGAAGUAUGGGCUACAAGGCCCGAACCAUGCCGUCACAACCGCAUGUACCACUGGUGCUCAUUCCAUCGGAGAUGCCAUGCGAUUCAUUGCUUUUGGGGAUGCAGAUGUCAUGGUCGCUGGUGGUACGGAAUCUUGCAUCCAUCCCCUGACCUUUGCCGGUUUCGGAAGAGCAAGGUCCCUCUCCACGGCCUAUAACAACGACCCCCACGCCAGCUGUCGUCCCUUCGACCGCGACCGCAACGGUUUCGUCGUCUCGGAGGGGUCGGCAGUGAUGGUCUUGGAGGAGCUCGAACACGCCAAGGCCCGGGGCGCCAAUAUCUACGCAGAGGUGAGGGGAUACGGCUGCAGCGGCGAUGCGCAUCACAUGACGGCCCCUCGGGAGGAUGGUCACGGAGCCUUCCGCGCCAUGAAGCUUGCGCUGAAGAAUGCCGGCGUCCGGCCGGCCGAGGUAAGCUACAUCAACGCGCACGCCACGGGAACGCAAGUGGGCGAUGCGGCGGAAGCCUCGGCGAUACGACGCAUCAUGACGGGCGACGAGGGCUACGCGGACGAAUCGCAGGUCACGGUGAGCAGCACCAAAGGUGCCGUCGGGCAUUUGCUAGGGGCAGCUGGCGCCAUCGAGGCCCUGUUUGCCGUCUUAUCGGUUGCAGAGAACAUUGUGCCGCCCACGCUCAAUCUCGAGAACCCUAACGUCGGGGGUUCCAUGAAUUUGGUGCCCCUCCAAGCACAGGCGAAACAGGUUAACGUUGCCAUCUCCAACAGCUUUGGUUUUGGUGGGACGAAUGCCUCACUGGUUUUCUCCAAGCUUUGCUAG